AUGGCUACUGAAGUUGCACAUAAAGAAAACGUGGACCAUGUUGAGAAUGUGUCCCACGCAGAGAAUGCUUUCCUUGAAUGUGCCGAGAUUCAAGAGCCUACUAGUCUCACAGAGGAGAAGCGCCUCGUACGCAAGAUAGAUUGGAUCAUUCUACCCUGUCUAGCAGUGUCUUACAUCUUCUUUUAUAUUGACAAAACUACACUUUCGUAUGCCGCAAUCUUCGGAAUUCAAGACAACCUACAGCUUGUCGGUAAUCAGUAUAGCUGGCUAUCUUCGAUCUUCUAUUUUGGCUUCUUGGCUUGGCAAUUACCGACCAAUCUUCUGAUGCAACGACUUCCCACCGCGACCUACAUGGGCAUCAACAUUAUUGCAUGGGGCGUCCUCCUUGUCCUACAAGCCGUUUCGCCAAACUUCGCCACACUCGCCGUGCUCCGGGGGCUUAGUGGUGCUGCAGAGGCCUGUGCAGAUCCUUCUUUCAUGAUCAUCACCAGCAUGUGGUACAAAAGAAGCGAACAACCUAUUCGAAUCGGAAUCUGGUACUCGGCCCUCGGAUUGGGCAUUGCAGGUGGCGGUGUGCUUGGUUAUGGAAUCGGCCAAAUCAAAGGCUCGCUUCCCAGUUGGAAAUAUGAAUUCAUUAUCAUUGGGGCUUUGUGUGUUGCAUGGGGAAUCGUCAUGCUCGUAGUCCUUCCUAAUUCACCCAUCAACACUCGCUAUCUUACGCCAGCACAGCGAACGAUCAUGAUUAACCGGCUGCGAGAGAAUCAGACCGGAAUCGAGAACCGACAAUUCAAGCUCUAUCAGUUCCUUGAAGCUAUCACUGAUGUCAAAGUUCUUCUUUUCUUUUUGAUCGCCUUUUUCCAGGCGAUUGUCAAUGGCGGAGUCACCAAUUUUGGUACAAUCAUCAUCCAAGGAUUUGGAUUCUCAACUCUGGGCACCACAUUGCUCCAAAUACCAUACGGGAUCUUCAUCUCCGUAGUCAUUCUAGUCUGUGUCUGGGUCAACGCCAAAAUGCCCCCGAACAGCAGAUGCCUCAUGCUUCUGGUCUUCCUGGCACCUAAUAUUGCCGCUGCCUUUGGCCUUCGCUUCGUGCCUCAAAGUGCCAAAGUUGGCCGUCUCAUAUGUUACUACCUGACAGGCUCCUAUAACGCGUCGUUCGUGAUGCUUCUAUCAUUGACUACUACGAAUAUAGCAGGACAUACGAAAAAGGUGACGUCUAGUGGUAUCCUUUUUAUUGGUUACUGCGCGGGGAAUAUUGCUGGUCCCUUUUUCUACAAAGAACAUCAGAAACCCACUUACUCGCUUGGGAUAUGGAGCAUGGUUGUUUCGCACCUUUUGGAGGUUGUGUGUGUGGUCUUGCUAUGGAUUCAUUUGAGGGCUGAGAAUAAAAGAAGGGAUGCGAGUCAAAUAGUCAACGGAGAUGCUUCCAGCUCGAAACAUUUGGCGGAGGCAUUGGAGGACAUGACUGAUAAAGAGAACUCGAAUUUCCGUUAUGUGUUCUAG
Molecule: messenger RNA, 1500 nt
Organism: Aspergillus pseudonomiae
Lineage: Eukaryota; Fungi; Ascomycota; Eurotiomycetes; Eurotiales; Aspergillaceae
Product: MFS allantoate transporter
Exons: 4
Coding region: 1-1500 (499 amino acids)
Biological process (GO): transmembrane transport
Cellular component (GO): membrane
Molecular function (GO): transmembrane transporter activity
Source: RefSeq, a predicted model, not a curated record